Galeopterus variegatus (Sunda flying lemur) is the source of this 2134-nucleotide messenger RNA. Its product is annotated as tyrosine-protein kinase JAK2-like. The transcript is spliced from 6 exons. NCBI's taxonomy places the organism in Eukaryota, Metazoa, Chordata, Mammalia, Dermoptera, Cynocephalidae. Gene Ontology annotation, molecular function: non-membrane spanning protein tyrosine kinase activity; cytokine receptor binding; ATP binding. Bases 76 to 882 code for a protein of 268 amino acids. The record is from RefSeq and is a predicted model, not a curated record. Gene Ontology annotation, cellular component: cytosol. Gene Ontology annotation, biological process: cytokine-mediated signaling pathway; cell surface receptor signaling pathway via JAK-STAT; intracellular signal transduction.
UAGUAAUUUAUCUUGAAAACUUGAGAUUUCCAUUCUAAUGUGACUGUUGUUUAGGGUAAUUUUGGGAGUGUGGAGAUGUGCCGGUAUGACCCUCUACAGGACAACACUGGGGAGGUGGUGGCUGUAAAAAAGCUCCAGCAUAGUACUGAAGAGCACCUCAGAGACUUCGAAAGGGAAAUUGAAAUCCUGAAAUCCCUACAGCAUGACAACAUUGUAAAGUACAAGGGAGUGUGCUACAGUGCUGGCCGGCGUAAUCUAAGAUUAAUUAUGGAGUAUUUACCAUAUGGAAGUUUACGAGACUAUCUCCAAAAACACAAAGAACGGAUAGAUCACAAAAAACUUCUGCAGUACACAUAUCAGAUAUGCAAGGGUAUGGAGUAUCUUGGUACAAAAAGGUACAUCCACAGGGACCUGGCAACAAGAAAUAUAUUGGUGGAGAAUGAGAACAGAGUUAAAAUAGGAGAUUUUGGGUUAACCAAAGUUUUGCCACAAGACAAAGAAUACUACAAAGUGAAAGAACCUGGUGAAAGUCCCAUAUUCUGGUAUGCUCCAGAAUCACUGACAGAGAGCAAGUUUUCUGUGGCCUCAGAUGUCUGGAGCUUUGGAGUGGUUCUGUAUGAACUUUUCACAUAUAUUGAGAAGAGUAAAAGUCCACCAGUGGAAUUUAUGCGAAUGAUUGGCAAUGACAAGCAAGGACAGAUGAUUGUGUUCCAUCUGAUAGAACUCCUAAAAAAUAAUGGAAGAUUACCAAGACCAGAUGGAUGCCCAGAUGAGAUUUAUAUGAUCAUGACAGAAUGCUGGAAUAAUAAUGUAACUCAACGCCCCUCCUUCAGGGACCUAGCUCUUCAAGUGGAUCAAAUAAGGGACAACAUGGCUGGAUGAAAAAAAAAUGACCUUCACUCUGAGACCAAAGUAGACUUACAGAACAAAGUUUUGUAUUUCAUAUUGCUGUGGACUAUUACAUAUAUCAUGAUGCUAGCCAGCAAAGAUGUGAAAAUAUCUGCUCAAAACUUUCAUGAGGCCACCGGUAAAAGACAUUGAUGAAAAGUCCUUAGCAAGAAAUUUGGUAAAAAGUUUCAUGAACUUUAUCAGUUGGUUAACAUCACCAUUCUCUGGCAAAAGGAAAAAAAUAGUUUUUUUAGUCAGUUUUUUGAGAGAUGAAAAAAAUUAGAAUGUAAAUUUUUCAAUGUUAAAGAUGCAUAGAAUAUAUAUACAUAUAUAAUUUUUACCACAGUGGAUAUAUAAUACACCGGCAUCUUGUGUGAUGUUUUACACCAGGGCUGGUGUGCAUUAAUAAUGUUUUCUAAUUUUUCCAUAGUUGAUCUACAGUAACUUCGCUAUACAAACAAAUUCAGAUGCUCUGAUAAUUGAAUGAGCACCUUUGUGUCCUUGUUCAUCUGUAUCACUGGCCAGCAAUAUAAGCAGUUGUAUACUUUUAGCUUGUAGCUCCAUGUCCUGUAAAUAUUUUUCAAAGCAAAGGGAACAAAUAUCUAGUUUUAUUUGUAUAGGAAAUUUCCCUGACCCUGAAGAAUACAUUUUGAAAUGGAACAAGCUUACAAAGAUAUAACACAAUCUAUUUUCUUAUUUGUUCCGCUGUAUGUGUUUGUGGUGAAUGUGUUUUUUAAAUAGAACUAUCUCCAACUUUUUCUAAGACUACAAUGAAUAGUUUUCUUUUAAAAUAUGGGGAUUAAGAAUGCCAAGAAUAUUGUUAUCACUUGAGCGGUAGACUGCCAAUAAGAUUCUUCAAUCCCUGGGACCUAUGGUCAUGCAUUAAAUUUAAGCCAUAAAAUAGGUUGUUUUUAAAAUGUAUAAGCUCAUUAAGAUGCAUAGUGGGUUAGGAAUUUUUUUUUCUAAAGACUAUGUUUAAGGAGUUUCAGAAUUCUAUUGCAGUCAUUGAAGAGAUUUCCUUUUAUUAGAGAGUCUUAUGUACAAGGAGGAAAUGAGGUAAAUUGGUGCAAAAGUAUGCUCAUUAAUUUUAUUCUAGAAUGCCAGUAAAAAUUUAUAAUGUAUAUCUUUAAGAAAAAUUAUAGCGUACAUAUUUUCAGUUAAGUAAAAAGGUUGCUUCUUGUUGCCAAUUGUUUCAGUGCUACUCCGUUUUAGACACCAUACCCAAAAUAAAAUAUGGUGGGGUUUU